Messenger RNA from Papaver somniferum (opium poppy), 1302 nucleotides. RefSeq lists its product as uncharacterized. Gene Ontology annotation, molecular function: nucleic acid binding; RNA-DNA hybrid ribonuclease activity. The coding region runs from base 1 to 1302 and encodes 433 amino acids. Lineage: Eukaryota; Viridiplantae; Streptophyta; Magnoliopsida; Ranunculales; Papaveraceae. The record is from RefSeq and is a predicted model, not a curated record. The transcript has a single exon.
AUGGUAGCACAGUUAAUGCUUUUUUCAGACAAAUGGAUUCAAAAUCCUUCCCAACCUCUAUGUGUUAGUUACUCUAACCCCAACCACAAAGUUGCUGAGUUUAUCAAUCACGAAUCUAAAACUUGGAAAACAGAGCUAAUAGAGUCUUUCUUUACUAGUGAAAACAGUCUGAAAAUUUGCAGCAUGAGAAUUCCAAUUUCUGGUAGUGACACUUUAAUUUGGCCUUACAAUAGAAAUGAUAUCUUAACUGUCAAAUCUGUUUAUAAACUGCUAGCUAAUGAACUGUCUCAUAAUUCUAGUCCCAACCCUGAUUUUGAUACUCAUAAGGCUCUAUGGAAAUCUCAAAUUUUGCCCAGAACACAAUUAUUCAUUUGGAAAUGUUUUGAGAAAAUUUUACCUACAGGUAACAAAUUAGCUAGAUUCAAUCACAAUCAUGAUGAUAGGUGCAAAUCUUGUAACUCUAGUGCUUCUGAAACCAUUGAACAUAUGAUGCUUCACUAUUUCUUUGCUAAAAAUGUCUGGUCAAAUAUUCCUGCUGUUAGUCACUCUGUUUUGCAGGAUUCUGAUUCCAAUAACAGUAUUAAGAACUGGAUUUCUAAGUGGCUUGUUACCAAAACACUGCAAGAUAAAUCAAUCACUUUCCUAACUAAAGCCUGGUGUAUAUGGAAGGACAUGUGCUCAAAAGUGUUUGAUAACAAACACUUAAAUCCUCAGAUUACAGCUAGAAAUGCCUUAAGAAUUGUGGGUGAAACUAUUAGUGCUCUUACCCCUGUUCCUGUACCAAAUAUCACCAAUAUGGCUACUGUUAAUGAUUCUAGUUUUCUUAACUCUAUUUCACAGAAUUGUCUUCUUAUCUAUUGUGAUGCUUCUUUUGACCAUAAUUCUAAUGACUCUGGUGUUGGGAUGGUGGCUAUAAAUUCUUCAGGUGAAUUCAAGGGCUGCAAACUAGUCUCAGGAAGGAGCACAUGUUCUGAAGGAGCUGAAAGUGUAGCAAUUCUGGAGGCUGCAAGUUGGAUUAAGAAGAAUAACUUUAAGAACUUUUACAUUAUAAGUGAUGCCAAAAACAUUAUGGCUUAUUUGAAUAACAGCAAAGGCCAAACUAGUUGGACUUCCUGCUCAGUUUUAGAUGAUUGUCUUUUCAUUCUUAAAGAUUCACUUCCUCUGGGAUUUAUUCAUCUCAGGAGAGAUCUUAAUAGUUUAGCAGACAUAGCUACCAAACACAGUAGAAUUAUGAAAAUUUCAGGAGAAUGGGAUGCUAAUAACUACCCCUAUUUUCUCCCUCAAGCUGUAAUUUCUCAUUAG